AUGCACACCAUAUUCGCUACUUUAAUAGCUUUGGCCAUAACUGCCACUGGUUUGGCAGUCGAUAAACGCGCUGCGCUUGACGACUGCUUGACAGACGCGGGUGUACCCACCGAUACUCAAGGGUCAGAUGACUGGAAACAGGAUGUCGCCCCUUAUAACCUUCGCCUUCAAUUCAAACCGAUCGCCAUUGCUGUGCCGACAACCACCAAACACAUUCAGGAUGCAGUUGCUUGUGCUGUUAGAGCUGGCGUGAAGACCAAUCCAAAAUGUGGUGGACAUAGUUACGCCUCGUUCGGACUGGGAGGCGAGGACGGCCACCUCACAAUCGAGAUGGACCGGAUGAGCAAGGUGGUAUUAAAUAACAUAACUGGGAUUGCCACAAUAGAAGGCGGUUCCAGACUCGGCCAUGUUGCUGCAGAAUUGUACGCUCAGGGGAAGAGAGCAUUCAGCCAUGGGACUUGUCCAGGCGUCGGAGUCGGAGGACAUUCGCUUCACGGUGGAUAUGGUGUGAGCUCACAUACCAAGGGUCUGGCUUUGGACUGGAUGGUUGAAGCAACAGUUGUGCUAGCAAACUCCACGGUCGUAACUUGCUCAGAGACGGAGAAUCCCGAGCUAUUCUGGGCAAUACGUGGUGCUGGAUCGUCAAUGGGAGUUGUGGCCUCCUUCAAAUUCAAAACUUUCCAGGUCCCGGAUCAAGUGACCUUUUUUGCCGCCCCCAUUAGAUGGGCGACUCAGGACAAAGCGGCAGCAGGACUGAAGGCCAUUCAGCAAUACGUCGAGAACGAUAUGCCCAACGAGCUCAACAUGCGUCUCUUCGUGCAACGAUCGUUCACUAAUUUGGAAGGGAUGUAUUAUGGAGACAAAGCUGGCCUUCAGACCGCCCUACAAUCGCUUCUCAAUAAGACUGGCUCGGCUUUGGCCCUCACACAGACUGGGAGCUGGACCGACCAACUGAGUCAUUUCGGAAACGGUAUCUCUCUAAACCAAACACAUCCCUAUGAUAUGCACGAGACCUUCUACUCCUCAAGCUUAUAUACUCAAGCACUCUCGGAUGAGCAGAUUCAAGGAUUUGUCAGCUACUGGUUCUCCCUCGGCAAGACCAACACCCGGGACUGGUAUGCACAGUUCGAUUUCCAUGGAGGCAAGACUUCUGCCAUUGCAAACGUGUCAGUUGACGCGACGGCAUACGCCCACAGAGACUAUCUAUACAUGAUCAACUGCUGGGGGCAAUACAUCAACUACCCAGACCCGAACCUUGACCAGACUACAGCACAAAAUGUAUAUUGGGGAACUCAUUUGAGCAGGUUGCAGAGAAUCAAGGCUGCGGUGGAUCCACAGGAUGUUUUCCACUACCCUCAGGGUAUUUUGCCAGCAAAGGCUUGA
This is a messenger RNA of Phaeoacremonium minimum UCRPA7, 1383 nucleotides long. RefSeq names its product putative glucooligosaccharide oxidase protein. The transcript is spliced from 4 exons. Lineage: Eukaryota; Fungi; Ascomycota; Sordariomycetes; Togniniales; Togniniaceae. The coding region runs from base 1 to 1383 and encodes 460 amino acids. Gene Ontology annotation, molecular function: oxidoreductase activity; FAD binding. The record is from RefSeq and is a predicted model, not a curated record.